This is a messenger RNA of Daphnia pulicaria, 762 nucleotides long. RefSeq lists its product as uncharacterized. The record is from RefSeq and is a predicted model, not a curated record. NCBI's taxonomy places the organism in Eukaryota, Metazoa, Arthropoda, Branchiopoda, Diplostraca, Daphniidae. Bases 1 to 762 code for a protein of 253 amino acids. The transcript is spliced from 3 exons.
AUGUCUUGGAAUCUAGUGAAAACGGGCAAGCAAUUGAUUACCCAACUUGUAAUCAUUACUACGGGAUUGAUCAUUUUAGCAAUCAUCUAUCAACAGGAACUCAGUUUGCAAUCCUCGAAAGAAACUGCGAUGGAAGUAAAAUUCACUAGGUUAGAGAAAAAGCUAAAUGACUGUGAAGCGGAGAAUAAAACCGUGGCCAGUUCACUGGAAACAGAAAGCAAUUUGGUUCGGAAAAACAACGAGACGUUGGCUAACAAAAUUAAACUUCUAGAACAGGAGAAGAAUCAAACAGAACAACUUAUCGAUAGAAACAGGGACACAUUAAAGUCAAACGUGACAGUAAUAGAACGGGAUUUCUUCCAUUACAUGGCCGUUUCCUUGCGGGACACGCCCUACCCCGGAGUAGAAAACUACACCCGGUACACGGGGGCUCGUCUAGGGAUGCUACCAUUUGCCGAAAUUGAGCCGCUCAAGCCGGAAUACGGUCCCGUGAUUAAUAACGUCACGUCAUUCCGCUACCCCAUCACCGUUCCAGCGUGUCAUAUUCCCGCCAGGAACAAUCAAAGUGUUUUCGUCGCCGUCAUCUCGGCCCCCAGCAAUUUCGACAAGCGAAACACAAUCCCGCAGACGUGGCGAACUCACCUCAAUGUCUCCUACCUUAACAGUAUAAUGAGCAUUUACGGCAAUUCAGCUAGCAACUUGUUUCCUGCCCGAGGUAGGCACAUUCAGCAUUCGAAAUAUGAUUGGAGUGGACAUUUAUAA